Protopolystoma xenopodis is the source of this 1713-nucleotide messenger RNA. The record is from the annotation of a GenBank genome assembly. NCBI's taxonomy places the organism in Eukaryota, Metazoa, Platyhelminthes, Monogenea, Polystomatidea, Polystomatidae.
AUGCUGGGCACAUCGACGUCCGUCACCGCCACCCUCGUCCAACCCGCCCAACUCGCCGUCAAGGCGGAGUUGUCGUUCGCCAUGACCGAGAUUCUCGCGAAAAGUCGGCCUCUCGACGCCAAGUUCGAGUCCCACCUGAACUGUGGCCAUCCGGCCGUCGGCUUCUCGGCGCCACCGGCCUCCGACCUAGUCCAUCAGCCCUACCACCAGCACCACCAGCAGAGGCUGGAGGAGUUGCGCGAGACGAGUCGACUCUUCUCGAACCACCUGUACCAGGCCAUCUCGGACUACGGCCAGGCGAGAGGUGGCCGCCUCGAGACACCAGCCUCGGACGACGCGGACGGGGCUGACGAGCGCGACAUGGACCCGGGCUACUACAGCGCCGGUGCAGGCCAGCAAGCUGUCGUCAAGGCCUGUUGUCAUCCCGUCUGUCUGGCCGAGGAGCAGAGCCUCGGGCUCUACACUGGCACACACACGCAGACACACAGGCAGCUUCAACCACCGUCCGUCCGGAUGGUUUGCACCAAAUCUGAGCCGGCCUCGAUUAUGACCGCCUCGGACGAGGGAGCUGGCGUCUUCGCGGACUCAAGGCAGAGCGACCAAAUGCAACAACAGUUCACCUCGAUCACUUCGUGUGGUUCCACCUCCGGUCGAGGGUACAUCUUCUGUCCGGCCGGCCUCGAAGGCGUCACCACGACGCCGGACUACCUCGGGCCCGAGGGGAAUCUGGCCUCCACGAGUGGCGUCUGUCUCGGCCAGACGAUCCCGUCGCCAGCCGCCUCCAAUCAAAGCCUUGCCAGCACCGGCAGUUCCGCCGACAACAGCACCACCAGCCUGCCUGCCUUGCAUCUACAACACCAUCAGCACCACCAGCACCAGCACCAUCACCAUCACCAUCACCAGCACCACCAACAGCACCAGCCUCCGAGUCUGCCGUACCAAGAGUCGAGCCGGGCCGGGGGGCCAAUGCCAGUCGGGCCGGCGGGACUCAGCCCCGCCUCGUCGCUGGCCCCCGUCGCCUGGACGUCGGUCGACUGCCAGGGCCCGGUCUUCCCCGACUGGCAACCCGGCCCGCUCGGUUACCCGUCGGGGCCAUCCGAAGCAUCGGAAGCCUCUGAAGCCUCGGAACCCUCCGAGCCGUCGGAGCCGUCAGAGCCGUCCGAGUCGGUUGAGUCGGUCGAAUUGGUCGUCAGCCACUGCUGUUCCACACGUUCCGGCCAGGCCUUCGAAGCCGACGCCGGCCAUCCCGUCCGCGGGUGGCCCUCCAAUCAGGCCUCGCCACAGACCCCACCCUUGGCUGGUCUGCAACUCGGCUCCGCUUAUCUCCCGGGCCUCCAGCAGCACCUCCAUCCUCGCCAAUCCCACCAUCUACAGCCUCAUCUCGUGCCCCCCCACGCCAGCCUUUUUCCCGACGAUCUGGUAGGCUCUCUGCAAUACCUCCAUCCGGCCGGUCGGAUGGCCGCCCACUUCCACGACUACCGCCAGUCGCCAGGUACCGAGGGUGGGUCGUCUCUUCUACCACCUCCGGAACAGGCGCACCAUCCACGGCAUCAACAAGAACAACAGCCCCACCAACAGAACCAGCAACAGCAACACUUUCGUCAGGUCGCCAACGGCCUGCCGGUUCGUCCACGUUUCCAGCCGCCGCUCACCAACUCGCAGGCAUACCCGCCAGAAGGGCAAUUCAUACAAUCUGGUAAGCGGUCCUUCUGA